Messenger RNA from Amoebophrya sp. A120, 618 nucleotides. NCBI's taxonomy places the organism in Eukaryota, Dinophyceae, Syndiniales, Amoebophryaceae. The record is from the annotation of a GenBank genome assembly.
AACGAGACCACGACCACGUCGAAGAUGAGAAAGACCGCACUGAUAUUGCAGCCUUGUCGAGCAGCAGCGGUCAACCUCAUCAGCGCCGGGAGCAGGAGAUAGAUGGCGAUAAUGGGAGCACGAUGUCCCGCAAGAAUGUCAAAACUCUGAGUCUAGGCACCACCGAGCAGCGCCCCCUGGUGAUAGAGCAGGACGACGUGACACAAUUGCGAUCCCCGAAGGCGCGGAGGACGGAGCCGUAUCCAAUACUGAAAAGUGAUAGCAUGAAGGAACUUAGGCUGCAGGGAUAUGUUUUUACCGAUUGAUGGUUGUAUUUUUGUACAUCUGGAGGUAUAAGCAUACUUCAACUUCUCAACUAAAGCAACUGCUCUUGUUGUGUCAUGGACGUCGAGAACUCCAGGUUCGCUGGUUCAGGUGCGCACAUGAUUGAAUGGCAGAGUUUUAGCGUUAUCACUUUUUCGCUUGAAUAUGACCAGAAGCGGGACCACGCGGAUUUCAUGCAAGUUGACGCACCGCCGGGACCGAGACCGAAAGAAGAACAGCAGCAGCACCAAAAAGAGGCUCACGCUACCCGAUCCGCCCGCCGUCGCGGCAGCACACCAUCUGCAUCACGGCAGG